AGCAAAUGCUGCAUGAUCUCUGAUGUUUGUUGAAAGGAUUUUUCUAAGACGGCGCACAAACAUAGAAUGGACUUCUCUGUAAAGAUCUCCGCAAAUAGAUUUGGAUAUAAGACCCGAGUCUCCCAUUAUGAGAAUCAUUCUGCUAGAAAGUGAAGCAAGUUCUAGCUCAACCAUGGCUCGACCUUUUCUGAUCGUUUUCCUGCUCGUCGGAGUCCUUACUCCACAGCUAUGCAGGGGGCAGGGAGAGGAUUCUUCCCUUGGGGUGACAGCCACCGAGACACCAAGUGAUUUCUUCCAGCAACUCCAGGACCUGUUUCCAGGUAUCGACCUAGCACAGGACGGGAGCAUCGAAGAACUCAUCCGUCAACUUUUGGUGGGUGGAGAUGAGGCGACUACGGAUUCGCCUGCCGUUGGUGAUGAACCGCUGCAGCAAUUUCAGGAUUUGCUUGGCGAAGAAGUCCAAGCUGCAAUCAUAGAGCAAUAUAUCCGUCAGCUGCUCGGAGACGACGUCCCGGACGAAGUAGUACAGCAGUUAGCCCAACUCCUAGCCUCUGGUUCGCUGGACAGUUUGAUGCAACCACUUCAGGAUCUUCUAUCUUCCCCGAUCAAUGGAAGCAAUCAAGUCCAGGCUGCGAUCAUCGAACAAGUUAUCCGUCAGCUUCUCGGAGACGCACAAGUCUCAGACGAGGUCGUACAGCAGCUAGCCAAUCUGCUAGCUUCCACCUCACUGGACAGUCUGAUCCAACCGCUACAAGAUAUUCUUGCUUCCCCAACUAACGGAAGCAAUCCGGUCCAAGCAGCGAUUAUCGAACAAGUUGUCCGUCAGCUGCUAAGCGACGUGGGUGUCCCGGACGAGGUCAUAGACCAACUUGUGGCCUCGGGCUUGCUCGAAAGUAUAACCCAGGCACUCGCGGAGAUUUUAUCAUCUCCGGAUAGUGGAAGCGAUCAAGUCCAGGCCGUGAUCAUAGAACAGGUUGUCCGUCAGCUGCUAAGCGACGCGGGUGUCCCGGACGAGGUCAUAGACCAACUUGUGGCCUCGGGCUUGCUCGAAAGUUUAACCCAGGCACUCGCGGAGAUUUUAUCAUCUCCGGAUAGUGGAAGCGAUCAAGUUCAGGCCGUGAUCAUAGAACAGGUUGUCCGUCAGCUGCUAAGCGACGCGGGUGUCCCGGACGAGGUCAUAGACCAACUUGUGGCCUCGGGCUUGCUCGACAGUUUAACCCAGACACUCGGGGAGAUUUUAUCAUCUCCGGAUAGUGGAAGCGAUCAAGUUCAGGCCGUGAUCAUAGAACAGGUUGUCCGUCAGCUGCUAAGCGACGUGGGUGUCCCGGACGAAGUCAUAGACCAACUUGUGGCCUCGGGCUUGCUCGAAAGUUUAACCCAGGCACUCGCGGAGAUUUUAUCAUCUCCGGAUAGUGGAAGCGAUCAAGUUCAGGCCGUGAUCAUAGAACAGGUUGUCCGUCAGCUGCUUAGAGACGCGGGUGUCCCGGACGAAGUCAUAGACCAACUUGUGGCCUCGGGCUUGCUCGACAGUUUAACCCAGAUUCUCGGAGAACUUAUAUCAUCUCCAGAUAACGGAAGCGAUCAAGUCCAGGCUGCUAUCAUAGAGCAACUUAUCCGUCAGCUGCUCGGGGACGCACCAGUUCCUGACGCCCUCGUAGAGCAAGUAGCUGAGACACUAGCUUCUGUCUCGCUGAACGACUUGUCCCAACAACUCCAAGCUCUUCUCGUUUCCAACAGCUCGGCCGCGGGACUUGACUUGUUCUCAGAAAACUCGACGACUCUUAAAGACGUACGGCAACUCCUUGUGGAUCUCGGCUUAGUACCCGAGGAGUUAGACUUGCAGGGCUUGACGAUGGCCGCCCAAAAUGUGCUCGCGAGGUAUCUCCAAGACAAUGUUCUCCAAAAUGUCUCCACGGUCUGCGCGAACAACACUCUGCAGUUUCUGACCGACAUAGGCAACGGCCAGCCAUACGCGAGCCAAAUGUGGCUAUCAAACGGAGACAUUCUAAAUCUGAAGGUGCUGACGACGUACAAUGCAGCCAGUCUGGGCAAUUUUGAGCAAUGUCAGGCAGUGAAUGUCUGGAACCAAGACGCUCCAUUCCAGACGAAGUACUGUAGCCUCAAUUACUGGGCCUCGGUCGCAACGCUCACCGUGGGCUUGUGCGUGCCCUCCAGCUGCACCGAAGCCGAUCUCAAGGAAAUCGUCCAAAGUAUUCCAGAAAUCGGGUCAAGUGCCGAGUUCAGUUGUGUCGUCCCUUACCCCUGGAAGACAGGAGCCAUUGUAACGUUGUGCAUCUUGGGUGUCAUUCUCCUAUUGGUUACCAUAGGCACCGUGUAUCACGUGAUAGUCCGAAGACGAAUCCAGGCCAACAUUACCAAAACCAAGGGCAAAAUUGAGAAGAUGGAAGAAGACACUAACAAAACUAUGAAACAGAAAGAAAAUGAGUAUGGGAAUGGAAUCAUCAGAACCGUCUAUUGGACGGGGAAAGAUGACGUGGAAAACAACGGCAGCAUUCCACAUUAUACCAACGGUGGGUUCGUCGACGUAGAGGACGCUCAAGAGGCCGCGGAGCACACCAAGCCUACUGCGCACGCGCAUGGCUGCACAUGCACGAUUAGAGCCAGCAAGAAAAAGGUUAAGAAAAUGGGUUUUCUGGAUGCUAUCAUGAUGGGGUUCUCGGCAUUGCACAACGGCUCGAAGAUCUUGAACACCAAGGAAACGGCUGGAAACCUGGGCGUUUUGAACGGCAUCCGCGUCAUCAGCAUGUGGUGGAUUAUUCUGGGACACUCCAUCUAUUUCAUAACGCCGUUCUUAGAUGAUCCUCGCUACACGGGUAUGGAGCUCUACCAAUCAUUCUGGUUCUCCGCUAUCAUUUACUCCACUGUGUCCGUGGAUACAUUCUUCUUCCUCAGCGGUCUCCUUCUGACGUACUUGACAUUGAAGCAUCUCCAGAAAGCCAACGGUAGACUGAACUGGUUUCUCUUCUAUCUCCAUCGCUUCAUCCGUAUCACUCCGGCCUACAUGAUCUGCAUCGCUGUCUGGACAACUUUGAUCGUUCAUUUCGGUGAGGGUCCAGGCAAGGUAGACCUGUUCGAAUCGGCGGCUAAUAUGUGCAGGGAACGAUGGUGGACCAACUUACUCUAUAUCAACAACUUGUAUCCGUUUCCUGGCCAACUUGGUCAGCAGUGUAUGGGUUGGUCGUGGUAUCUGGCGAAUGAUAUGCAGUUCUUCGUCAUUAGCCCCAUCAUCAUCUACCUGUUGUACAAGUAUUCCAAGCUGGGCCUUGGACUGAUCGUUGCACUGUGUCUUGCCUCAUUCGGCAUCACUGCAUACAUAGCUACCAAGUACGGGGUAACUCUUGGUGUAGCCAUCAACCCACCAUAUAGCAACAACAACACAAUCAUAGACUAUGGGAAUGGCAAUCCGGACAUCAUAUACGGCAAGCCUUACUGCCGUAUUCCUGCGUAUUUGGUGGGCAUGGUGUUUGGGUACGUCUUCUACAAACUGAAUGGGCAACCCUUCAAGAUGAGCAAGUGGAUCAAUGUCGCCAUGUGGAUUGUAGCCGUUGGAGUGGGCCUAGCUAUCAUUUAUGGACCAUAUCGUAGCAAUGGAGAGCCCAUACCGCAGUAUGCUGCGGUGAUGUAUACUGUUUUCAGUCGAGCAGCAUUUGUUAUGGCCGUGGGCUGGGUGGCAUUUGCAUGCGUCACAGGCUAUGGAGGCCCCGUCAACGCCCUCCUGAGCUGGGGCUUCUGGGCACCGUUGAGUCGCAUCACCUUCGGUGCAUAUCUGCUUCAUCCGAUUCUCAUGUAUUCCUUCUACACAACCGCCAAGUCCCAAUAUCACUUCACCUACAUCCAAUAUGCUUCCAUGUUCAUUUCCAACACUGUGUUUGCCUACGCGGCGGCCUUCGUACUGUCCAUCGGCGUUGAAGGCCCGGUCAUGGGGCUAGAGAAAGCUCUACUCGGCGGAGGGGCGAGAGGCAAGAAGAAUUAACACACGGAGCGCGGACAAACAGUUCGUCAGAGAUGAAAAUAAUGCGCCUCGAGCGUUAUUGAAGAUUUGUAGGGAUUUACAUGACCUAUUAUUUUUAGACAAACAAGUUGAAGUGAUAGUGGUGUAGUGCUCGUACUAUUGAAAACCGAGUGUGCUAUUUUUAUGUUAUGAAAGUGGACUUAAAUUCGCCUUGUAUUUUUGCGCUUAACACACUCACUACAUUGGUAUUGUUAUAUUAUUUUUAUUAUUUGACAAUUUCCCCCGAUAUUCAACAGAAUUUUGUUACAUAUCACUAAUAUAUUAUAUACGACAUUUCGAUUCAAUGUGACUACUUUUGAGUUAUCGUCCGGAAAACGAGUGCGGUUUUGUUCCAUAUAAUAUUACUUAAUGCGUGGUAGCCUAUUUCCUUCAAAAGAGGGCGCGCUACACCCCACCUGACGAGUGCGGGCGUGGUGCAGCGCGAAAUUCAAGACAGUCAUUCGUGCACACCGCCCUAAAAGUAGCAUGUUGUAGAGCGUUGUUCUUUCUUGAGUUCAGCCACAAUACUUGUUCUUCCGUUGCAUCACGUUGCUAUUACUGUGCAGCUACAUGAGCCCUCGCCUAUAUGGCUUCUGAAGGAACCUUUUCAUACAUUAGGUGAGCUUAAUUUCAAAACCUUUUCUAUAAUUGUGUAUGUUUUAGUGACGGUAUUUGAGUAGGUAUAUGAAUGUAGGUAUAUAUGUAGGUAUAUUGCUGGUAUUUGGUGACUUUAGCACAUUAUUUUGGCAAGUUAUUAUCCUCAUUACUGUAUGCUUAAUACGCUCAGCUCACUUUAUAUUAUAAGGUGUCGUUAUUUUUGUGUAAUACAAAAUGUACAUUUGCACUCACGGUUAGUGCCAUUGAAAAUGUAUUACAGUAAUCCAGUUAUGGCCAUUUUGUUGUGGUAGCUGUUGAGACGGUACCUACCAGUCACUAACUCUCUGGCAGGUACAUGAUCGUUAAUGGUUCAUAUUGUAGAAAAUUUGAUAAGAUUGGCAUUGCGUAAUUUGCCUUCAUUUAACUCUUCGUUACUGAAUAAGUGUUCUUCCUUUGGUUAAAUUUCUCCUGUUUUGGGGUAUUUUGUUUGGACAUUACGGUGUGCAGAUAUAUGCCUCGCAUGUACUCGCGUCAAAUAGAAAUGUUUCAAUUUUAGAAAUAAUGCCCAUCUCCAAAACAUUUUGUAAUUAUUAUCUUUUCAUUUUUAAAAAUCAAUUUUAAGUUCCCAAUUGAAUUAACCAUCUCGUGAGCUUUAUGGGCGACCUGAAAAGUAAGUUUCCAACAACAUUUUUGUCACCUUCUCUCGUCUGCUUGGUUUUUAACUAGACACAUUUCAAACACUCAGAUGUUACAAGACUGUGUUCAUGUACAUUGUCCUUUGUUUAUUUUCAUGCAGAUAAUACGUACAUAUUGCACAUAAGCUACAUACACAUGCUCUACAACCUUUCCCAAGGGUACAACACGAACGUUUUAUGUGGUUUGAAACCCUUUCAGCUGUCUUAAGUUUGCAAUUUUUCAUAUUCAUUAAAACAUUCUUGGUAGAAUGGUUUUGCAAACUCAUCCCAAGUGAACUUUCUAUGGUUGAGAAAAAUGGUGGAAAUGAGAUGGCGAGAGAUCUUGAAAAAUACCAUGUAAAUACAAGAAUGUGAUAAAAUUUAAAUCUGGGGAUGCUUAGAACUUUCAACAUUGACUGUUAUAGUUUAAGUUUAAGUACAGUGCAUCUUUUCUAUCCUAACAUAUGUACAUACACGAAUAUUUACAUUUAUAAAUGGCAGUACACGUGUGUAAGUGUAUACACGGAAAUUGUGCCAAUUUUUGUGUUUUCAUUUUUUUUAAAAUCUGGACAGGCUAUUUAGGGGGCAAAGAAUUACACAUUUUUUCAGUUCUACAUGUACAUGUAGUGACUGUUCAUUGGAAUGAUUUCAAAAAUAAUGUACAAAACAUAAUAUACAGCCUCAAUGCCUCAUAUACAUCAACUCAAAGAGCAACAUAAUAUUUUACAAAUUAAAAAACUAGCGAUUGUUCAGCAAAUAAUACAGAUCCAUAAUUCACUGGGUGCGUAGCAAGCUACUAAUCACAAAAGAAAAUAUUUAAUUCAAGGUACUGUUUAUGUAAUCUCACCCAAAAUUAGAAAAAGAAUUAUUUUGAGCUAGAUUUAGUUUAAAUUCACAAUUUGUACAGAAUUGAAGUGGGUGCCUCAAUCAUGUCAAUUGACAUCACAGAAACAGCACCACACGAUAUACAGACAGGAAACAAUUAAUUCUAAAACGUUGUCUGUUUUUUAUAUAUACAACUUUAAUUUGGCUUAAAAUUCAUUUGUUCCUCUUUUUAUAAUAACCAUGGUCCUGAACUGAACCAAUUUUUUGUUUGUAGAUAAUUCAUGGUCACUGACCAAUAUCCUAUAGUCAUAACACGGAAUAAAGUGAAUACUUUCCAAUGAAAA
This is a messenger RNA of Patiria miniata (bat star), 6452 nucleotides long. RefSeq lists its product as uncharacterized. The record is from RefSeq and is a predicted model, not a curated record. Bases 128 to 3994 code for a protein of 1288 amino acids. NCBI's taxonomy places the organism in Eukaryota, Metazoa, Echinodermata, Asteroidea, Valvatida, Asterinidae. Gene Ontology annotation, molecular function: acyltransferase activity, transferring groups other than amino-acyl groups. The transcript is spliced from 15 exons.